AGGGCCGCUGGGGGGAGAGAAUCCGGUCCGGGCUCUGCCUUCCGGGGCCUGACAGCAGGCACAGCAGUGGUGGAGCCAGCCUCUGCAUGGCCUGUCAGGGUCUGCGCGGCUUCCCCAUCACGUCCACCCAGUUGCCCUAGUGACUGUGUGACCCUUUCUCCCCCACCCGGCGCUGCCACCAGCCCUAUAAAUAGAGGCGAGGAGCAGCUGGGCUCUCUUGGCAGUCACCAUGAGGGCGCUGGUCCUGCUCUGCUGCUUUGUGGCAUCGCUCCUGCUCCCAGGACAAACAGAACUGCAAGUUUCUGCCUCGGGUGGCACAGAAGAUGUUGGCAAUUUGUUGGAGAAUCAUUUCUCUGCUGGAGAUGCAAGUCUAGAGGAGAAGGAAAGGGCGCUUUAUGCGGAGGCCGCCCCUCGAGAGAAGACCCUGCUCCUUCACUCCCCGGAUGGCAGGGAGGCUGAGGGCUCGGAGCAGACAGCCGCCGGGGCCCCCGCUGCUGCUGCUGCUGCUGCCGCCACCGGCCCGGGCUCUGGUCCCGAAGCCAGCCUCUCCAAUGCCUCAGCCUCAAAGUCAGCUGCCCCCGGGGACCCUGCGGGGCCUGGGCAGGAAGAAGCAGGCCCACCAGGAGGGGAGGAUGGGCCUGAGGAAGAGCUGGGUUUGGGAGAGGGCCCAGGACAGGAGGGGGUUCCUGGGGAGGCCGAAGGACAGACUGGGAGUAGCAUGGUCCCUGAAGAGGCCAAAGAAGUCGUAGGCGACCACGCCGAGCAGGGGACAGCAGUAGGGACCGCACAGCUUGAAGGCUCGGGGGGCAUAGAGGUCAAGGAGGCCCAUGCCCCAGAGACACAGCAGGACGACAGUCCAGGGCCUGAUCAGGAGCCAAAGGUGCCAGACGGAACCUUGGACCUGGACACAGAAACUGAGGAGGGGGCCGAGGACCACGGGGAGCCCACCCUCACCCUGGCCUCGGAGACCGGCAGUGCACCGAGCUUUGAGGCGGAGGGCACCCAGGAGGCACAGCACCCUGAGGCCCAGGCACCAGGGCUAACUGAGGAGGGCCUGGAUGUCUCCUCUGAAGAGGAGAGUGGUGACCACAGCGGAGAUGAGGAAGGAGAAGGCGCUGUGUCCGAAGAAUCCGAGGAGGACAGUGGUGACGGGGCUAGUUCAGAAGAAGAAGAGGAAGAAAAAGAAGAAGAACAAGAACAAGAAGAACAAGAAGAAGGGGGCACCCUGGAGGAAGCCGGGGAACCCCAGGAAGCAGCAGCAACCGCAAGCCCUGGGGACGAGGGGACCCAACUGAUCUCAGAGGAAUCAAAUACAGGGCCUGAGGGGGACGAGACAGAGGAACCCGACGAGGGGCCUCAGGAAGAGGUGGAGGAUGUGAGUGAAGAAGUCCCGAUGAGGGACCGCUCCCACAUCGAGAAAACUCUGAUGCUGAAUGAGGACAAGCCUGUUGAUGAUUACUCUGUGGUGCUGCAGCGGCUUCGGAAGAUCUACCAUUCGUCCAUCAAGCCCUUGGAGCAGUCUUACAAAUACAACGAGCUUCGGCAGCACGAGAUCACAGAUGGGGAGAUUACUUCCAAGCCAAUGGUGCUGUUCCUGGGACCGUGGAGCGUUGGCAAAUCCACCAUGAUAAACUACCUCCUUGGGUUGGAAAACACUCGCUACCAGCUCUAUACAGGUGCUGAGCCCACCACCUCUGAGUUCACGGUCCUCAUGCACGGGCCCAAGCUGAAAACCAUCGAGGGUAUUGUCAUGGCUGCUGAUAGUGCCCGGUCCUUCUCCCCCCUUGAGAAAUUUGGCCAGAAUUUCCUGGAGAAGCUGAUUGGCAUCGAGGUUCCCCACAAACUUCUGGAGCGGGUCACUUUUGUGGAUACACCAGGCAUCAUCGAGAACCGCAAGCAGCAAGAAAGAGGUUACCCCUUCAACGACGUGUGCCAGUGGUUCAUCGACAGGGCAGACCUCAUCUUUGUUGUCUUUGACCCAACCAAGCUGGAUGUGGGUCUGGAGCUGGAGAUGCUCUUUCGCCAACUGAAGGGGCGCGAAUCCCAGAUAAGGAUCAUCCUGAACAAGGCCGACAACCUGGCCACACAGAUGCUCAUGCGGGUCUAUGGGGCCCUCUUCUGGAGCUUGGCCCCGCUCAUCAACGUCACAGAGCCCCCUCGGGUUUACGUCAGCUCCUUCUGGCCACAAGACUACAAGCCCGACACCUACCGGGACCUGUUCCUCAAGGAAGAGAUCUCACUCCUGGAAGACCUGAACCAGGUGAUCGAGAACAGGUUGGAGAACAAGAUCGCCUUCAUCCGCCAGCAUGCCAUCCGGGUCCGCAUUCAUGCCCUCCUGGUGGACCGCUAUCUGCAGACUUACAAGGACAAAAUGACCUUCUUCAGUGACGGAGAACUGGUCUUUAAGGACAUUGUGGAAGACCCUGACAAAUUCUACAUCUUCAAGACCAUCCUGGCAAAGACCAAUGUCAGCAAGUUUGACCUUCCCAACCGCGAGGCCUAUAAGGACUUCUUUGGUAUCAACCCCAUCUCCAGUUUCAAGCUGUUGUCUCAGCAGUGCUCCUACAUGGGGGGCUGUUUUCUGGAGAAGAUUGAGCGGGCCAUCACACAGGAGCUCCCCAGCCUCCUGGGAAGCCUGGGGCUGGGGAAGAAUCCCAGUGCUCUCAACUGUGACAAAACAGGGUGUGGCGAGACCCCAAAGAAUCGCUAUAAGAAACACUAGGUCGCCGUGUUGCCAUUCUUGGGUUCCUGUUGGUGGCUGAGCUUGUGUCCUAACUGUCUGAGAAGUCCUGGUUAAUUAACCCUUUGAGCCACACUGAUGAGAAUCACUACGUGUUGGAGAUUUGGGAGUUCGUUGAGGCCAGUGGUGGGGGAGGGUGUGGGUCGAGGGAGGAGAGGAAACUGUGAAUUAUAGUGUCUUGUUGCUUCAGUGAGGGGCCUGAGUGAGGCCCCGCCGGCUUUUCCUGGGUCUUAUCGCAGAGGACAGAGAGCAGCUAUUCUAGUGUAUACUGAGGUGAUGAGUGUCAAGCUAAACUCAGCUGAAAUUCCUUUUUCCCCUAUAAGCUGGGAAAAGAGAGAAGACUUGGUUUCUGUAGGGCUCAGGUCCCUUGUAGCUUCCUUCCACACAGUCUCCUGCUUGUCCUCCAACCCCCGUCUGCCUUCUCAACUUGGGUUGACUUCAACAGGGGACAGUCUUUGGGUCUGAAUCCACCUGGGUGUUGAGCCUCCACCAUCCCCCCCACCCCACCCCCAUCCCCAGGCCCUCUUCCCUGUUUCCUCGAGGGGUGGGAGGGAAUGGUUUAGGAUACCAGAAUGCUGAGAGAGAACAGGAGUCCCCAGGCUGGAAGAAGGUUCUGCCUCCCCCAUGCCAUUUCUCCCAAGCAGUCUUCUAGGCCAGCUGGGAAUCUCGGUUCCUUUAUCAGCCCCGACAGGAGGCCGAGUGUUCCAUGGAUUCAGGUCAUUUACUUCUUGGAAGUGACUUCAGUAAAAAUACUGGAAGGGCUCAGAGGGUUAAUCGGUUUGCAGUGUGUCUUUGUCUAUUGCAUGUCUUGGAAAACUCAGACCCCAAAGGCGUUGGGUUUCAGAGGGGACGAUGGAGACCUUGCUCCUUUUCAUCAGGGUCUUCUCUGGGCAGCCCAUCUCCGCCCCCCAAAUGUAGGAGGAGGCAGUUUCCACAACUUCUCUGCAGAAGAGUCGUUCCCUCUUGAUUUUCAUGCCAUGGUUUUUCCUUCUCCCUCUUCUCCACGCCCUGAUGCACAACAUUCAAAACUCCGAGCGAUUUCCACGAGUUCAGAACUGGCGCCAGCCACUCCGUGUCGGCGGCAAUCAAGGCUUGACGUGCGGUUUUCCACCUGAACUUGAUACUGAUACCCACGCGCCACAGGGAAGCCAGGGCCUUCAAGAACCGAUGAGUGUGAAUAUGUGUGUACCGCAUUGUGCAAGAGAGAUUCUGAGAUCGCAGACGCCAGAGGCCGUGGAGAAGGAAUGUGUCGUGAGGGUCCUGCCUGGCUGGUGUGCCACCUCGGCCAUCUCGGAGGGCGGCAGGGGAUGGAGGGAAGGAGCCUUUUGACAAAAAGCAGGUGGCUGACCAGUUUGCACAAAUCCAGGAGACCCUGCCCAGGGCUGCCCGGAGGGGCUCCUUCUGCCCUAGUGAGCCAGCGUCCCCUGGGAGCGAGUUAUCCGGGGGACUUCCCCAGGAGGCCUGGGUCAGGGCCCCCCUGACCAGGAAGUCACCUUGGACCAGAAGGAAAGCGAGUGAAGAUGAAGGCAGAGAGGAAGCACUCUGGGGGCGAGGCAGUGGAAACACAUGGGUGAUUAGACUAGGUCCGUGUGGAGAAUUCGGAAUCCCUGCUUAGGAUUAUUAACGCUCUGAUGCAUGCUGCAGCGGACGCUGCUUCUCUGGCUUUGUGCAGGACCUGGAACCUUCCACAGGACAACGGAGGCCCCCCAAACCUCCAGGACAUUGUUUCCAAGGACAGAGCCAAGCAGAGAAACAGGGCCCUGCCGGGGCAUCCAAGGAGCCUGGUGAGCAGGGCCUGAAAAGCUGCAUUUCUUCUCAUUACAAAUCACCACUCGCCUUAUCUCGCUGUCAUGUACCCUCCCCACAGUCCGCCUUCCCCUCUUGCUCCUGAUGCCCCUGAUGCCCUUGAGCUGCUCUCGGCGUAUCUGUCUUUCUCAGUGCAGUUGAGGACGUGAACAGGGCAGAAGUGUACAGGCAUUGUCACGGCGGCUGAUGUCACCAUUGCUUUGGGGAAGCAGGUGGAAGGAGGCUGAUACAUUCAUAUGGCAUCUGUAUUUUGCGGGGGGGGGACAUGAUUGGUGUGAUCUUCUCUCUUUUCGUCCCAUCCAUUUUCCUUUUCUUACCCCCAUUCCCCUGCUCACUCAUUGACCCACCUUUUCUCAUGCAGCCUGCAGGCUGGUCAGUUGGUCCCCCUGGGCUGUCAGGGCUGUUUGGUCCCCACUCUGUGGAUGUGGAUUUCAAGCAGGAUUCUGACUGUCUUUUGGGGUGGGGAGGAAGGGUUGGGAACUGGGGGUAAAUUUAGGAUCCAGAGAUUCCCCUAAGAGGAGUAUCUGUUAAGUAUUUGUGCCUGAACAGUUGCUGUCUCUCUCCAAAGUGGAACCUUUCCAGGGUUCUUUCCAUUCUGAUUUAAUCAGGGAGGAAGUCUCAAUAAAGUUCCAAUCUCUCUGUAA
This is a messenger RNA of Felis catus (domestic cat), 5190 nucleotides long. RefSeq names its product sarcalumenin (gene SRL). Gene Ontology annotation, molecular function: GTP binding. The transcript is spliced from 7 exons. The record is from RefSeq and is a predicted model, not a curated record. Bases 230 to 2722 code for a protein of 830 amino acids. Lineage: Eukaryota; Metazoa; Chordata; Mammalia; Carnivora; Felidae.